Molecule: messenger RNA, 2247 nt
Organism: Symbiodinium natans
Lineage: Eukaryota; Dinophyceae; Suessiales; Symbiodiniaceae
Source: the annotation of a GenBank genome assembly
AUGCCGCGCUCUGCAUCCAAGCAAGAUGAGCUCAGAAAGAGGUCAAAGCUUGUCGAGUUCCAUCGCUUUCUGCGGGAGUUGGGGCCGGAGGCUUGGGCCCUAAGCAGCCCUCCAGAACUCCGUGCUCGCUGCGCAUCUCUGGGCAUCCACUGUGAGGAUGCCGAUGUGCGGGAAAUUGUCGACGAGCUGGAAGAAUCCUGCGGGCACGUUUUUGAGACGGAGGCAAAGCCGCAAGUGGCUGUUUGCGACUUCCUGGCUUAUGUGUACCACACCCGACCUUCCGAGCAGGAUUUCAGCCAGAUUACGGAUGCAAGUGACUGUGCCACGGUGAUCCCACGCAUUGAAGACCGAGCGCUGAUGCUGCGGCAGUACUCUGCGCUCGUGGAUUUCAUGACAGGUCGGGCCGGGGACGAUGGCUGCCUCCUUGGAUGGUAUGACCGAGAAAGUAAACUUCCAUCGAUCCAGCUGGAGGAAGCCAGCAUAUAUCAGGCCAACCAUUGGAUCAUCGAGCCUUUGACACUUCGGGAAGACAUGAGCUAUGCCGAGAUCGUGACCAGCGACAGCAAAGCACCAAACCGGACUUGGUUUGUCUCACACUGGUGGGGCGAGGCGAUGAGUUCCUUCGUGAAGAGCUUGGCCAAACAUGUGGAGAUUCGUGGGCAUGGAAGCGGAAGGGUCGCCUAUUGGGCAGCGUGGAGUGCCCUGGGCCCUGGAGAGCGGGACACGUCAUCCGAAGACACGGGGCAGAAGACCGCGCUGCGCGCCAUGCGCGGACGGCCCGUGCUGCUUCUCGUGGGCCCAGAGGCCCGGGCACUGCGUCGGGCCUGGUGCAUCCUCGAGGUCGCAAGCUGUCGGGGAGCUUUGCAAGUCGAGGGGCAAUCGGGGAACCUGAAGAAGUCACGCGGCGGGCGCAGCGUGCUGGAUGUGGUCGCCUUGCGAAAGGACAUCCGGAGUGGUAUCCCCGUCGUGCUCACAGACGGGCUCACAGACAUGGAGCAGGAGUGGGAGACGAAGCAUCGGGGAAUGGGCCAGAUAUGCAAGACGGACAGGGAGAAAGAAUUCCCCUUGGAGGUCUUCAGUGCCGGGAUUGCCAUCGACUCGGCAGAGUGUGAAUCCUCCGUGCCAUGUGGCAGGACUUGGGUACUAGAGUUCAUUGCCCAGCGAUCGCCGGCCGGUGGGCAAUCGGCCACUGAACUUGUGGAUCAGUCCCUCCGCAGCUUCUUCGCCCAGUCUGCCCUGGCUCAGUUUCUGCACAGGCGGUUAUCCAUCAGCCCUUUUCUGGACACAAUCGCCGCCCACACUGCCCAGGAGGAGCUUCUUCUACCCUGCUUGUCCCACACCCUGACCGAUCCGGGACAGUUCUUGUCCGACCUUUCGCCAACAAUAAGCCGCCUCCUGCAGCUUCGACAUCUCAAGCUUGACCUCGGCUGGCGAAGUAUCUACGCGAACCGCACCAUUUCCAGCCUCACCUCCGUUGCUGACCUUGGCUCCGGAAUCAGGCCACUUGUCCAGCUUGAAAAGCUCUCCAUUCGGCUGAGUGGAUGCAAGAAUCUUCAGAGCCUGGCGGGACUGGACGACUCACUGCCCCAGCUGACGAACCUCAAGCAACUAGAGCUCCAGCUGGAGUCUUGUGAGCGGCUGCAGAGCUUCAGCGAGCUUGGGAAGUCUUUGGGCCACUUGGUCAACUUGACAUCUUUGGAGUGUGGUCUUGGUGGGUGCCGGUGCUUGGUUGACUCCGAUGUGCGGGAGCUGGGCAAAGGCAUCCGGAACCUGACCAAGUUGACCCGAUUGAAGGUUGACUUGUCUGGUGCCAAGCAUGUUUUUUACUUGACAGAGCUUGGGAGAAGCCUCCGCUUCCUUCGAGACCUUCGCCACCUGGAGAUGGAUGUCUCUUUCUGCACGAACCUCACAGAUGUUUCGACCCUGGGAAACAGCAUGAGGAUGCUGCUCACUGAGACUGCCAACUUUCAGCCGAAAUCUGGGUUUGUUUUUGAUCUGAAGCUUGAGAAGUCCGGUGUACGAAUCAACCGGGAGAAGGUCAAUGGUUACGACGAUCCCGCGGCGUUCGUCAAGUCUUUGGGGGCAAGAGCCUGGCAUGACCCGGACGAAGAUGAUCUGCGCCCCCCAUCGCCCAAGGGCCGGAAGGUUGUUUGGCUCACGCACCUUGAAGAGCAAGAGAUUAAGCGCAGCUUUCAGGUCCCCUUGGGCUGCCAGGGGCUCUUCAAAGGAUGUCCGCGGCUCUACUAA